Molecule: messenger RNA, 3293 nt
Organism: Strongylocentrotus purpuratus (purple sea urchin)
Lineage: Eukaryota; Metazoa; Echinodermata; Echinoidea; Camarodonta; Strongylocentrotidae
Product: neurogenic locus notch homolog protein 1-like
Exons: 18
Coding region: 780-3194 (804 amino acids)
Biological process (GO): heterophilic cell-cell adhesion; establishment or maintenance of epithelial cell apical/basal polarity
Cellular component (GO): plasma membrane; protein-containing complex
Source: RefSeq, a predicted model, not a curated record
AAAUUUUUAAACAAACCUAUUUAUUAGGAACUUUUAAAGUGUUACCAGUGCUCACGAAACCGUAAAAUGUUGACAUGACUCAUGAUAAUUUUUAAUCAAUAACAUAUAAAUUAUAUUCGAAUAUUCAAAAUUGCAAUCAUGGAGGAUUUUUCAAAGUUCUGGGAAGAAUACUAGAGGUAGACUUUAUUGGAUAACUUGUUUAGCGCAAGGUUAAUAUGCCAAAGGGUCCAUGUCCCCCUUUUUAAACGCUCUGCAUACUGUUAUUCCUGUUUAACCUUUCAGCGAUUGGAUGCCUUAGUUCCGUGUGUUACAACGGAGGUACCUGUCGAUCUGACCAACUUACUGGAUUAUUUGCGUCUUGUCUCUGUACCUCCGGGUACUAUGGCUAUAAAUGUGACAGUGCUUAUCCUUGUACGCUACAGAAUUGCUUCGGAAGAGGAACUUGUACAAACAAUCUGGGAACUUUUCCAUAUGACUACACUUGUUUUUGCUUUACCUUAUACAUCGGUCGUUCAUGUGAAUACGAUGAUCCUUGCUUCCAAACGCAGAACCCUUGUCAAAAUGGAGGCACGUGCUCGUACUCUGGUGGUUGGACGAAUCCACCCGUAGUCUCCUGCACGUGUUCCUCUGAAUACACCGGUGAUCGCUGCGAGAACUUACUUCAUCCCUGUGAGAAACCAACUCACCCUUGCUUGAAUGGUGCAACGUGUAUCCCAAGGAUAGAUCAGUUAUACAAAUGUCACUGUCCUAGUGGAUAUAUUGGCAGCGUGUGUGAAUUCAUGGACCCGUGCGUAACGUUGGUAAACUUGUGCUUCAACGGAGCAACAUGUAAUUCAACUUUUAACAGCACUUCAACCACUUCCUCUUGUAGCUGUGCUGAAGGCUGGUCAGGUCCACAUUGCAAUGAAGUUGGAUGUACAGAUAUGACUUGCUCCAAUGGCGGUACAUGUGACAGUGACGAGUCAACUGGAGCUUUUACGGCUUGCCAUUGCUCUUUUGGUUACUAUGGAGAUUACUGUGAAAAUGCGUACCCAUGCACUUCAAACCCAUGCCUUGGGAGAGGGAGUUGUAUAAACAACCAGCUGCAAGGAAACCAAUAUUACUUUACCUGCGACUGUAUCUCACCUUACAUCGGCCACUCAUGUCAAUAUGUGGAUCCUUGUUCAACCAGUCUUUGUCAUAAUGAAGGUACAUGUUCAUAUAGAGAUGGUAAUUUAACUCCUCCUAUACCAACAUGUACCUGUACGUAUGAAUAUUUUGGAGCAUUAUGUGAAAAUGCAUACCCAUGUACAUUGAACCCAUGCCAAGGAAGAGGUUCUUGUACCAACGAUGCUCCAAACAAUUUUACAUGUGACUGUUACCCUCCUAACAUCGGCCUAACUUGUCAAUAUGUCAAUCCCUGUUCUUCAAAUCUUUGUCAGAACAAUAGCCCAAACUGUUCAUACACAGAUGGUAUGAAUACACCUCCUGUACAAAUAUGUACGUGUUCAUCGGGAUAUUACGGAGAAUCUUGUGAAAAUGCUUACCCGUGUACAUCGAGCCCUUGCCGAGGGAGAGGCAUAUGUACCAAUGAUUUACAGGAUACUCCAUUCAACUUCACAUGCGCCUGUAAUCCUCCUCACAUCGGCCUGACUUGCCAAUAUGAUGACCCAUGUUUGAUAUCUAAUAACGCAUGUCUGAAUGGAGGUACAUGUGACUACAUAAGUGGUUCUUCAAGUCCUCCUGUAAAAACCUGCUUGUGUCAAAAUGGAAUCUAUGGAGAUAUCUGUGAAAAUGCUUACCCGUGUACAUCGAGCCCCUGCCGAGGGCGAGGCAUCUGUACCAACAAUCUACAGGAUUCUCCAUUCAACUUUACAUGCGCCUGUAAUCCUCCUCACAUCGGCCUGACUUGCCAAUAUGAUGACCCAUGUUUGAAGUCUAAUAAAACGUGUCUGAAUGGAGGUACAUGUGACUAUAUAGGUGGUUCUUCAAGUCCUCCUGUCAAAGCCUGUUUAUGUCCAGAUGGAUUCAGUGGAGAUAUAUGCGAGAACGGUACAAGAAUGGAUCUUACAACAUCAGCUCCUGCAGGAAUUGACACGCUGAGUACAAGAAUGGAUCUUACAACAUCAGCUCCUGCAGGAAUUGACACGCUGACCAUUGUGGUCGUCGUUAACUCUUUGUUGGUCGUAAUCAUCAUUAUAGGGUCCUCGGUAGCCAUUUCAUAUUGCUGCGGGAGAAGACGGCGAAAACGAAAGGAGCACGAAAAGGAAGACUCUACGGAUCCUGCUGAAUCCAAAGGGAAAGUCAUCUAUGGUCAGUAUCAAAGGACGAUCUUACCAAGACGGGAAAACGGAUACGAAGACACCCUCUCGCCAGUACCCGUGGUCAAUAUAUUCGACCAAAGGUAUCACGUAACCCGACGUGGCCUUCCUGAAAUACCUCCAAUACCACUAGAUCUGGUAGAAAUCGACAAUGAAGACAUUUAUAAGAGAUACGAAAAAGUGGGGGAGGAAGGGAAUGACGAUCACGGACGAGAUAAUGGCGGGUACGAUAGUCUGGAAUUGGAAGAUGAAAAGGUUAAUGAUGGAACCAAGAGCGAAAGAGGGUACGAACGGGUGGAAGUGAAUGACGAUCACGGACACGAUAAUGGUGGGUAUGAUAGUCUGGAAUUGGAAGAUGAAAAGGUUAAUGAUGAAACCAAGAGCGAAAGAGGGUACGAACGGGUGGAAGUGAAUGACGAUCACGGACACGAUAAUGGUGGGUAUGAUAGUCUGGAAUUGGAAAGUGAGAAUAGUGCCGAUGCUGAUUUGAAUGAUGUCAGUGGAGAUGGUUAUGAGCCUGUUCAAGAUUCUGCACUCCCUAAACGCCAUGUAUAUGACCCUGUUCAUACUCCCGAACCCCCUAAACCCCAUGUUUAUGACCCUGUUCAUACUCCCGAACCCCCUAGACCCCAUGUUUAUGACCCUGUUCAUACUCCCGAACCCCCUAAACCCCAUGUUUAUGACCCUGUUCAUACUCCCGAACCCCCUAGACGCCAUGUUUAUGAUCCUGUCCAUACUCCCGAACUCCCUAAACCCCAUGUUUACGACCCUGUUCAUACUCCCGAACUUCAUAAACGCCAUGGUUAUGAGAAAACGAUUCAAGAGACGGCAUUCAAGGGGAACAAUGACUGCCGUAUGAUGGUCAUAAAUGAAACAGUGGAGUCUACAUGCUAAAGUCCGACCAAAUAUGACGCGUUAAACCGCAGCGAUUCAAACAAUUUAUUUUGGUAAUGACUGUCAACUGUGCAAAGGUCAUACGCAUACGCAUAUUAC